Molecule: messenger RNA, 7927 nt
Organism: Aquila chrysaetos chrysaetos
Lineage: Eukaryota; Metazoa; Chordata; Aves; Accipitriformes; Accipitridae
Product: chromodomain-helicase-DNA-binding protein 1
Exons: 38
Coding region: 1143-6545 (1800 amino acids)
Biological process (GO): nucleosome organization; regulation of transcription by RNA polymerase II
Cellular component (GO): nucleus; chromatin
Molecular function (GO): histone binding; ATP binding; ATP hydrolysis activity
Source: RefSeq, a predicted model, not a curated record
UUAGACAUACCAUACAGAAUGUAUGGACAUAUGCUAUCAAUGCCUUCCUCAUGGAGGCAAGUGUCCUCUGUGUAGCUGCAUGCCAAGCCUUCCUAAAUAUGCCCUAAUGCCACUUGUAACCACAUAGGAAGACUAAGAAAUGCAUAUGUGUUUGUUAGGGGGCUCUGAUUUUAGACAGGAAAAAAUAUGAAACAAAAAAAACCCACACCACACUAAACAGUAACAUGUGGCCUAGGCAAAGUUCCCUGCCACGCUGCGCAGGUCAUGGGCGCCCCUCAGGCCGGGCCGCACCCUGCCCCCUCAUACAGGAGCUGCAGCGGGCACCAGGAACGGCACCGGCCCCAGUGCCCGUUCGUUGCUGCUGCAGGCGGGCGCCUGCUGCCCCCGGCCCCGGCAGUAUCCGGCGCGGCAAAGAGGCCGCUUUAGCUCCGCCACCCCCUCCAAGCGGCCCUUCCUGCCGCCAUGGCCUGGCGGCGCUGUCCCCUCCCGGCUGUUGCUCCUCCUCCUCCCCGCUCUGUCCCAGGGCGCAGGACUGACAUCACGCCUAGGGUUUCCAUCCGACUAAGGGAGGGGGAGGAGGUUGAGCGGAGUGGCAGCGUGAUGGCGGUGGUCGGCAGGACUUAAGAAACGGCGGCGGAGCAACACAGCAUCUACUCUCCAAGCUUCUCCCUGCCUGGUUUGGGGCCCUAUUGUUCAAGCUGGUGGGGGCUGCAGGCGAGCCCGCCGCGUGGGGCUGUAAGGAGCCAGCGGCCCAGGCCCUGUGGCGGCCGCAGGAGCAGCCUCCGACCCUAGGUUGCAGCACAGACCUCUUCGUGGGGUGUAGCGCCGUCUCGGACCAGGGCAGCCCUAGGGAGGCCGGGCCGGGCGCACACACGCAGUGGCCCUGGUGUCUGAGAUGGUGCCUGAGCGCAGGGCUUUUUCUGCCCGGAACGAGGCGGCCCCCGCCUCCAUAAUGAGCUGUAGGUCGGGCUGUAUUAGAGAAGAGCACCUCGAGGUAAUUUGGGAAAAAUCUUCAAUACCUGCAGAGAACAGUUGAGUAAACAAGUCACCUGGAAAACAGAGUAUCAAGAAGUAGAUUCUUGACAUCUGCCUUCUAACCUGAGUGGACUUCUAUUUAUCUUUUAAACUUCUUAAUAUUUACAAUGAAUGGGCACAGUGAUGAAGACAUUGUAAGAAACAGUAGUGGAGAGUCAAGCCAAUCAGAUGAUGAUUCUGGGUCAGCAUCAGCUUCUGGAUCUGGUUCAAGCUCUGGAAGCAGUAGUGAUGGAAGUAGCAGUCAAUCAUGUAGCAGUGGCUCCGAGUCUGGUUCAGAGUCAGGCAGUCAAUCAGAAUCAGAGUCUGACACAUCUAGAGAGAAGAAACAAGUUCAAGCUAAACCACCACCAAAAGUUGAUGGAUCUGAGUUUUGGAAGUCCAGUCCAACUAUACUUGCUGUGCAGAGAUCAGCAGUGCUCAAGAAGCAACAACAGCAGAAGGCAGCCUCAUCAGACAGCAGUUCAGAAGAGGAUUCAUCAAGCAGUGAAGAUUCUGCAGAUGACUCUUCCAGUGAAACCAAGAAGAAAAAACAUAGAGAUGAAGACUGGCAAAUGUCUGUGUCAGGGUCAGUAUCAGGAACUGGUUCUGAUUCUGAAUCGGAGGAAGAUAGAGAGAAAAGCAGUUGUGAAGAUAGUGAAUCUGACUAUGAGCCAAAAAACAAGGUCAAAAGCCAGAAACCUCCAAGCAGAAUUGAGCCAAAAAGCAGCAAAAAGAUUGCAGGACAGAAAAAGAGGCAGCUUGAUUCAUCAGAUGAUGAUGACUAUGACAAGAGAGGAUCUCGUCGCCAGGCAACAGUCAAUGUUAGUUACAAAGAAACUGAAGAAACCAAGACAGAUUCUGAUGACUUGUUGGAAGUUUGUGGAGAAGAUGUCCCGCAGCCUGAAGAAGAUGAAUUUGAAACUAUAGAGAAGUUUAUGGAUAGUCGAAUUGGCCGAAAAGGAGCCACUGGUGCUGCAACCACCAUCUAUGCAGUUGAGGCAGAUGGUGACCCAAAUACUGGGUUUGAAAAGUCAAAGGAGCUAGGAGAAAUACAGUAUCUUAUUAAAUGGAAAGGCUGGUCACACAUCCACAAUACUUGGGAAACUGAGGAAACACUGAAGCAACAAAAUGUUAAAGGAAUGAAGAAACUAGACAACUAUAAGAAAAAGGAUCAGGAAACAAAACGCUGGCUGAAAAAUGCUUCUCCAGAAGAUGUGGAAUAUUAUAACUGCCAGCAGGAACUUACAGAUGAUCUACAUAAACAGUACCAAAUAGUGGAAAGGAUAAUUGCUCAUUCAAAUCAGAAAUCAGCAGCUGGUUAUCCAGAUUACUAUUGCAAAUGGCAGGGUCUGCCUUACUCAGAAUGUAGCUGGGAAGACGGUGCUCUCAUUGCCAAAAAAUUUCAGGCGUGUAUUGAUGAGUAUUUUAGCAGAAAUCAAUCCAAGACCACUCCGUUUAAGGACUGCAAGAUUCUAAAACAGAGGCCGAGGUUUGUUGCACUAAAGAAGCAACCAUCUUAUAUUGGAGGACAUGAGAGUUUAGAGUUAAGAGAUUAUCAGUUAAAUGGACUGAACUGGCUUGCUCACUCGUGGUGCAAAGGGAAUAGUUGUAUUCUUGCAGAUGAAAUGGGUCUGGGUAAAACAAUACAAACAAUUUCUUUUCUGAACUACCUGUUUCACGAACAUCAACUGUAUGGGCCUUUCUUGCUAGUCGUGCCACUUUCUACCUUGACAUCUUGGCAAAGAGAGAUUCAAACUUGGGCUCCUCAGAUGAAUGCUGUGGUUUACUUAGGAGAUAUAACUAGCAGAAAUAUGAUAAGAACUCAUGAAUGGAUGCAUCCACAGACCAAGCGAUUAAAAUUUAAUAUACUUCUAACAACUUAUGAAAUUUUGCUGAAGGAUAAGUCAUUCCUUGGUGGUCUGAAUUGGGUAUUUAUAGGAGUUGACGAAGCUCAUCGUUUAAAAAAUGAUGAUUCCCUUCUGUACAAGACUUUAAUAGACUUUAAGUCUAAUCAUCGUCUUCUUAUUACUGGAACCCCUCUGCAAAACUCCCUCAAAGAGCUUUGGUCUUUGCUGCACUUCAUCAUGCCAGAAAAGUUUUCUUCCUGGGAAGAUUUCGAAGAGGAGCAUGGCAAAGGGAGAGAGUUUGGUUAUGCAAGUCUUCACAAAGAACUUGAACCAUUUCUACUCAGAAGAGUUAAAAAAGAUGUAGAAAAGUCUUUACCUGCUAAGGUUGAACAAAUUUUGAGGAUGGAAAUGAGUGCGUUGCAGAAGCAAUAUUACAAGUGGAUUUUAACCAGGAAUUAUAAAGCCCUGAGUAAAGGUUCAAAAGGCAGUACCUCAGGCUUUUUGAACAUCAUGAUGGAACUCAAGAAGUGUUGUAACCAUUGCUACCUCAUUAAACCACCGGAUGAUAAUGAAUUCUAUAAUAAACAGGAGGCCUUACAGCAUUUAAUACGUAGCAGUGGGAAACUAAUCCUUCUUGACAAGCUACUGAUUCGUCUACGAGAACGUGGCAACAGAGUACUGAUUUUCUCUCAGAUGGUGAGGAUGCUAGACAUCCUAGCAGAGUAUCUGAAGUAUCGUCAGUUUCCCUUUCAGAGACUUGAUGGAUCAAUAAAAGGGGAAUUGAGGAAACAAGCACUGGAUCAUUUUAAUGCAGAAGGAUCAGAGGACUUCUGCUUUUUGCUGUCUACCAGAGCUGGAGGAUUAGGUAUAAACUUGGCAUCUGCUGACACUGUAGUUAUAUUUGAUUCUGACUGGAAUCCACAGAAUGAUCUGCAAGCGCAGGCUAGAGCUCAUAGGAUUGGACAGAAGAAACAGGUUAAUAUUUAUCGGCUAGUCACAAAAGGAUCAGUAGAAGAAGAUAUUCUUGAAAGAGCCAAGAAAAAGAUGGUGCUAGAUCACUUAGUAAUUCAGAGAAUGGACACUACAGGGAAAACCGUACUACAUACAGGCUCUACCCCUUCCAGCUCAACACCUUUUAAUAAGGAAGAGUUAUCAGCGAUUUUGAAGUUCGGUGCUGAGGAACUUUUUAAAGAACCUGAAGGGGAAGAAGAGGAGCCUCAGGAAAUGGAUAUAGAUGAAAUCCUGAAGAGGGCUGAAACUCGAGAAAAUGAGCCAGGCCCACUAACUGUAGGAGAUGAGUUGCUUUCACAGUUCAAGGUGGCUAACUUUUCCAAUAUGGAUGAAGAUGACAUUGAGUUGGAACCAGAACAAAAUUUAAGAAACUGGGAAGAAAUCAUUCCAGAAGUCCAGCGGCGACGAAUAGAAGAGGAGGAAAGACAAAAAGAGCUUGAAGAAAUAUAUAUGCUCCCAAGGAUGAGAAACUGUGCAAAACAGAUCAGCUUUAAUGGAAGUGAAGGGAAACGCAGUAGGAGCAGAAGAUAUUCUGGAUCUGAUAGUGACUCCAUCUCAGAAAGAAAACGACCAAAAAAACGUGGACGACCACGAACUAUUCCUCGAGAAAAUAUUAAAGGAUUUAGCGAUGCAGAGAUUAGGCGGUUUAUCAAGAGUUACAAGAAAUUUGGUGGCCCACUUGAAAGGUUAGAUGCUAUAGCUAGAGAUGCUGAACUAGUUGAUAAAUCUGAGACGGACCUUAGACGUCUGGGAGAACUUGUACAUAAUGGAUGCAUUAAGGCUUUAAAAGACAAUUCCUUUGGACAAGAAAGAGCAGGAGGUAGACUCGGGAAAGUUAAAGGCCCAACAUUCCGAAUAUCAGGAGUGCAAGUGAAUGCAAAGCUAGUCAUCUCUCAUGAAGAAGAGUUGGCACCAUUGCACAAAUCCAUUCCUUCAGAUCCAGAAGAAAGGAAAAGAUAUGUCAUCCCAUGCCACACCAAGGCAGCUCAUUUUGAUAUAGAUUGGGGUAAGGAAGAUGAUUCCAAUCUGCUAAUAGGUAUCUAUGAAUAUGGCUAUGGCAGCUGGGAAAUGAUAAAAAUGGAUCCUGAUCUGAGUUUGACACAGAAGAUUUUACCUGAUGAUCCAGAUAAGAAACCCCAGGCCAAGCAGUUACAGACCCGUGCAGAUUACCUCAUUAAAUUACUGAAUAAAGACCUUGCAAGAAAAGAAGCGCAAAGACUUACUGGUGCGGGCAAUUCAAAGAGGAGGAAAACAAGAACUAAGAAGAAUAGAGCAACAAAGGCUGCAAAAAUUAAAGAAGAAAUAAAAAGUGACUCCUCAUCACCACCCUCAGAAAAAUCUGAUGAAGAUGAUGAGGAUAAUGAGGAUGAGAUUGUUUCAGUGAAACAUCCGCAUAAAAAAAUAAAAGCAGAAGAAGAAAAUGAAGAAAAGCCUGAACCAGACAUUGGUAUAAAGAAGGAAGCUGAAGAAAAAAGAGAGACAAAAGAAAAAGAAAAUAAGAGGGAUUUGAAAAGGGAGAAAAAAGAAAAAGAGGAUAAGAAAGAAUUUAAAAAUAUUAAAGAAAAGAGAGAAAACAAAGUAAAAGAAUCUACACAGAAAGAAAAAGAAGUAAAGGAAGAAAAGGUAAAUGAAAUCAAAACUGAAAAUAAAGAAAAAAAUAAAAAAGUUUCAUUGUUGGAUAUUCCAGUUCAUAUUACUGCAACUAGUGAACCAGUUCCUAUAUCUGAAGAAUCUGAAGAACUGGAUCAGAAGACAUUCAGUGUGUGCAAAGAAAGAAUGAGGCCUGUCAAAGCAGCAUUGAAACAACUGGAUAGACCAGAGAAAGGCCUUUCUGAAAGGGAACAGCUGGAGCAUACUAGACAGUGCCUAAUCAAAAUUGGGGACCACAUUACUGAAUGUCUAAAGGAGUACACAAAUCCUGAACAAAUUAAACAGUGGAGAAAAAACUUGUGGAUUUUUGUCUCUAAGUUUACAGAAUUUGAUGCCAGAAAGCUGCACAAGCUGUAUAAACAUGCAAUCAAAAAACGCCAAGAAUCUCAGCAACACAGUGACCAGAAUACUAGCAGCAACAUGAAUACACAUGUAAUUAGAAAUCCAGAUGUUGAAAGACUGAAAGAGAAUACAAACCAUGAUGACAGUAGCAGGGACAGUUAUUCUUCUGAUAGAUAUUUGUCACAAUACCAUGAUCAUCGUAAGGACAGGCAUCAGGGAGAUGCAUAUAAGAAAAGUGACUCUAGGAAAAGGUCCUAUUCAGCCUUCAGCAAUGGAAAAGACCACAGAGACUGGGAUCACUAUAAACAAGACAGCAGAUACUAUAGUGAUAGUAAACAUAGAAAGUUGGAUGACCACAGGAGCAGAGAUCACAGGUCAAACCUGGAAGGAAGUUUAAAAGACAGUCAGCCUCAUUCAGAUCACCAUUCCCAUUCAGACCACAGGAUACAUUCAGAUCACCGUUCCACUUCAGAGUACAGCCAUCAUAAAUCUUCCAGAGAUCAUAGGUACCACUCAGACUGGCAAAUGGACCACAGAGCUUCUGGUAGUGGCCCAAGAUCACCGUUAGAUCAGAGGUCUCCUUAUGGUUCAAGAUCUCCUUUAGGACGCAGAUCUCCAUUUGAACACUCAUCAGAUCACAAAAGUACACCUGAACAUACAUGGAGUAGCCGGAAAACAUAACAAAGACUGACAUUUUCUGGACCUUCUUUUAGCCAUAUACAGUAAGCUAACACGGUAAUUGCCUUAUGUGACUUGAAAGAUAUGGACUGGAUAUUCUGUCAGUAGCAGUAUUGUUACUUCUUUCCAGGGUGCAAGGUCUAUUAUCCCAACAAUAGAAAAAUAUUUUUGUAUUUAAAGUUUAUGCUGCAAUGUGCUGCAAAUGUUGUAGCACUUCCCCCCCCCUUUAAGAAAUGGAAAAUGUUUACUUUUACAGGGACCUCAACACUGCCCCAUUCAGACUGGAUCUCAUAAAACUGUUUUUAGGCUGAAUACAGUUUAAAUUAUGUUUGCAAAUGAAUUUUUAAACACUGACCUGUGAUCAUGUUUCAGGAAGGAAUGAGGAGUUUGUUUUGUUUUCUUAGUAAAGAAUUCUCAAGGACUUUUGUUCACUUUCCAAAGCUAUUUGUUUACAUUGUACACUGCAACCACCUUGCCGCUUUUCAUCACAAGCUUGAAUAUUUAAGUUCUGUACCUAUAACUGUAAAAUAGCCAGGAUUUCUCCUGUUUGUGAUCAGUUGUAAUAAUGCCUUUUUACAAAAUAAAAUAAAUGGCUGAAAAUUAUUGCAAACUAAUUAAAUGAGCUUGUGGGGUUUUUUUGGGGGUGGAGUUUUUUGGGGUUUUUUUGGUGGUUGUUUUUUUGCUUGUUCCUUUCCCCACCAACUCAGGCCUUCUUGUCACAAGUAUGAAACAAAGUCAGUAUACUAACACUUUAAUAAAAUAUAUUUAUGAAAUCACUGUUCAGAAUGCAAAAAUGGGGAAAGGGAACAUUUUUAUUCCAUUUAGUGCCCCCCUUUUUAUUGGAUGCUUCAUAUACAUGUUUUGGUUUUCUAUUAAACUGUCAAUAUUGUGAUUUGUUGUAAUGAAAUGGUGGGAAAUAUUCAGCUAAACUGUGAUCUGGAAAGUUUUUUCCAGUCCAUUGGUUUUAAAGAAGGAGUGUUCAAUAUCUGAACACUUCUGAAUCCAAAUCAGCCCAAAUUUAUUGGAAAUAUAUUUGUUUUCCCUCUUAAAAUGGGCAAUAAUGUCAAAUGUGCUAUGCAGCCAGUUAAUAUUUUAGAUUUGAAUGGCUUUCUAUUAAUAGAAUUAUUAUAAUGCACACUGUUUGUACAUAGAUAACUUGUCUGACAAGUUAAAUUUAAAAGGAUAUGUGAGCUCUUGUUUUCUGCUGGUGUUUGUUUUUCUACAAUGUACCUUUCUCACUUAACCAUAAAAAUAUUAAACUCUUCAGUACUAAAUUUUAAUACACAACAUAAUUAGGGAAGAUAAAUGUCUACCCUGGCAUCAUGUGGUUGGAGCUAAUAUGUUGCUGCAAUUUUUCUCAUCUUGCAAUGUGUUGAGCAUUUUUU